AUGCAUGCGACCCAUGGCAUAGGGGCCCUUCUCGCUGAGCACGGGCCCAGUGCGGUACGUCGUCACGCCGUAGUUGUGCUUGUAACCGUUCCGGAACUCGCCCACAUAGCUCUCGCCGGUGGGCCAAACCAUCCGGCCCUUGCCAGUGACGUCGUUGUCAAACGUGCCCUCGUACACCACGCCGUUGCUCAUCCUCAGCUCACCGGCGCCCUCGCGCUUGUUGUUCUUGAACAUGCCCAUGUACACCGAGCCGUCGGAGAAACGCUCAACCCCGAAACCUUGACGCACAUUGUUACGCCAGUUGCCGUCGAACAUGUCGCCGUUGGAGUACGUUAUCACGCCCUUCCCGUUGCGCAGGCCUUUUUUAAAGACGCCCUUGAAGCUGUCCCCGUUCAUGUACUUCACCUCGCCCGCGCCGUCGUAUAA
Molecule: messenger RNA, 426 nt
Organism: Babesia ovata
Lineage: Eukaryota; Apicomplexa; Aconoidasida; Piroplasmida; Babesiidae
Product: aminotransferase class-III, putative
Exons: 1
Coding region: 1-426 (141 amino acids)
Source: RefSeq, a predicted model, not a curated record